GUCACCCCGGCGUUCCAUUUUAUGAAGUCCAACGAGACUCUCGGCAUUUUGCAGGUACCGCGCGCACCCCCCUAACCGAACCGGGAGAUCUCCAUUAAAACUCCUUUCUCUACCCAAGGAAUGCUUGUGAAGAAAUGAUAAAAUCGAUAUAUGAUUCUUGAUAGGAUGGUUCAUUUUAUGCGGUCCAUAGCUGACUGAUUGGAUGUGGGGCAAUCUCUUGUUAUUAUUUGGGACUUGAAAGCCUAUUUCAUGAGGGGCUGUCUCCCUGUGAAGGCAAUUGUUAUGAAGUGCUUGAGUAAUAUUUCAUGUCAUGGUUGAGUAUUGUAGGAUAAUUUUUGAAGCGUGGGCUCUUAGUCGAAGAUGAGGCGGUGCAUCUACAUCAAUGAUAGUGACUUGACUUUGGAUCUUUAUUGUGACAACCGAAUAUCAAACAGAAAAUAUACACUGUUGAAUUUUCUUCCAAAAAAUCUAUGGGAGCAGUUCAGUCGGUUCAUGAACAAGUACUUCCUGCUGAUUGCAUGCCUUCAAUUAUGGCCGCUUAUAACACCUGUCAAUCCUGCAAGUACAUGGGGUCCACUCAUCUUUAUAUUUGCAGUCUCAGCCACAAAAGAGGCCUGGGAUGACUACAACAGAUAUCUCUCCGACAAGCAAGCCAAUGAAAAAGAAGUAUGGGUUGUAAAGCAGGGAACUAGAACACGUGUUCAAGCGCAGAACAUUCGUGUUGGCAACAUAGUAUGGCUACGUGAGAAUGAUGAAGUUCCAUGUGAUCUUGUUCUUAUUGGUACUUCUGAUCCUCAGGGUGUAUGCUUUGUCGAGACUGCAGCCCUUGAUGGUGAAACUGAUCUGAAGACACGGGUCAUUCCUUCUGCAUGUGCGGGAAUUACAUCUGAAUUGUUGCACAGAAUUAAGGGUGUCAUUGAAUGCCCUUAUCCAGAUAAGGAUAUUAGAAGAUUUGAUGCUAAUAUAAGGCUCUUUCCACCUUUUAUAGAGAAUGAUUUGUGUCCCUUAACAAUCAAUAAUACAUUGUUACAAUCUUGUUACUUGAGGAACACGGAAUGGGCAUGUGGAGUAGCUGUUUACACAGGUAAUGAGACAAAGUUAGGCAUGAGCAGAGGCAUACCUGAACCCAAACUUACAGCUGUAGAUGCCAUGAUUGACAAAUUGACAGGAGCAAUAUUUUUAUUUCAACUGGUAGUAGUCAUUGUUCUUGGGAUAGCUGGCAAUGUUUGGAAAGAUACUGAAGCUCGCAAGAAGUGGUAUGUUCAGUAUCCAAACGAAAGUCCAUGGUAUGAAUUUGUUGUCAUUCCUCUGCGUUUUGAGCUUUUGUGCUCAAUCAUGAUUCCCAUAUCAAUAAAGGUAUCUUUAGAUCUUGUGAAGAGUUUAUAUGCCAAAUUUAUUGAUUGGGAUGAGGAGAUGUACGACCCAGAUAGUGGUACUCAUGCCCAUGCUACGAAUACAGGAAUCAGCGAGGACUUGGGGCAGGUUGAGUACAUUUUGACUGAUAAGACAGGGACUCUUACUGAAAACAAAAUGAUUUUCAGAAGAUGUUGUAUUAAUGGUGUUUACUAUGGCAAUGAAACUGGAGAUGCAUUGAAAGAUGUAGAAUUACUCCGUGCUGUUGGCUGCAAUUGUCCAGAGGUUAUCAAAUUUCUUACAAUUAUGGCAGUUUGCAAUACAGUUGUACCACUUAAGAGUAAGAAUGGAGAAGUCUGUUAUAAAGCACAAUCCCAGGAUGAGGAAGCUCUUGUUCUUGCUGCUGGUCGCUUGCAUAUGGUUCUUGUUGACAAAACUGGGAAUAUGCUUCAAGUGAAGUUUAAUGCUUUGACAUUGCAAUAUGAGAUCUUGGACACUCUUGAGUUCACCUCUGAUCGGAAGCGGAUGUCAGUGGUCGUUAAGGACUGCCAAUCUGGAAAGAUCAUUCUCCUUUUGAAGGGGGCUGAUGAAGCAAUUCUUCCUUGUGCAUGUUCCGGACAACAAAUAAGGACAUUUGUUGAAGCUGUAGAACAGUAUUCACAACUAGGGUUACGGACUCUCUGCUUGGCAUGGCGUGAAUUGACACAAGAUGAAUAUCAUGAAUGGUCACUGUUGUUUAAAGAAGCAAGUGGUACAUUAGUAGAUAGAGAGUGGAAAAUAGCCGAGGUUUGUCAGCGGUUGGAGCGUGAUCUUGAAAUUCUCGGUAUCACUGCUAUCGAAGAUCGUCUACAGGAUGGUGUUCCAGAAACAAUUGAUAUACUCAGAAGAGCUGGGAUUAACUUUUGGAUGCUGACUGGUGAUAAACAGAAUACAGCCAUUCAAAUUGCACUCUCUUGCAAUUUCAUUUCUCCAGAGCCAAAAGGUCAACUUUUACUGAUUCAUGGGAAAACUGAAGAAGAAGUCUCAAGAAGCUUAGAAAGGGUUCUACUUACGAUGCGGAUUACUACUUCAGAGCCAAAGGAUGUUGCAUUUGUCGUCGAUGGUUGGGCUCUUGAAAUGACUCUUAAGCAUCAUCGUGAGGCCUUUACACAAUUAGCUCUAUUGUCAAGGACAGCUAUUUGUUGCCGUGUUACUCCAUCACAGAAAGCUCAGCUUGUGGAACUUUUAAAGAGAUGUGACUACAGGACGCUUGCAAUAGGAGAUGGUGGAAAUGAUGUACGAAUGAUACAAAUGGCUGACAUAGGUGUUGGUAUUAGUGGAAGAGAAGGUCAACAAGCAGCCAGAGCUGCUGAUUAUAGCAUUGGGAAAUUUAGAUUUCUCAAAAGAUUGAUACUUGUUCAUGGGAGAUAUUCAUAUAACCGCACUGCUUUUCUGUCCCAGUAUUCCUUCUACAAGUCGUUGCUGGUUUGUUUUAUCCAAAUAUUUUUCUCUUUUAUUUCAGGUGUCUCGGGAACCAGCUUGUUCAACUCUGUGAGCUUGAUGGCUUACAAUGUUUUCUACACUAGUAUACCAGUGUUGAUGAAUGUCCUUGACAAAGACCUUCAUGAAAAAACAGUGAUGCAACACGCACAAAUAUUAUAUUAUUGCCAAGCGGGAAGGCUAUUAAACCCAAGCACAUUUGCUGGAUGGUUUGGCAGAUCACUUUUUCAUGCACUUGUCGUAUUCAUUGUAACUAUACAUGUUUACUCUGAUGAGAGAAGUGAAAUGGAAGAGCUAUCUAUGGUUGCAUUGUCGGGAUGCAUAUGGUUGCAAGCAUUUGUUGUGACUCUUGAAACAAACUCCUUCACGCUAUUGCAACAUCUUGCUAUUUGGGGGAACCUUGUUGCCUUCUAUAUCAUUAAUUUUUUGGUCAGUACCAUUCCAUGGGCUGGGAUGUACACAGUGAUGUUCCGAAUCUGUGGUCAGCCAGCUUACUGGGUAACCAUGAUGCUUCUAGUGAUCGUUGGUAUGGCUCCAGUUCUAGCUCUAAAGUACUUCCGCUACACAUAUAGGUCAAGUACCAUUAAUAUACUGCAACAGGCAGAGCGUUUGCGUGCACCCUACCUGCCUCUUGGGAACAUGGAGUCGCAGUCAAGGACUACUGAGAAGGAAGUCAUUCCAAUGUCGAUAACGCUACCGAAGAGCAGGAACUCAGUAUAUGAGCCUUUACUAAGUGAUUCCCCAUCUGCCAUAAGAAGAGCUUCAGGGGUGUCAGCAUCAUUUGAUGUCUUUAAUGCUAGCCCUUCUAGACUGUCUUCUACAUAUUCAAGAAAUUAUAAGAGUAACUGAGGAUUUGGUGUUUCUUUGUUUUGAGGGGUGGGUAAAGCACAAGCUUUUUGUAAUUGUGGAUGACAUAUAUAAAGCUACGUUGACUACUCAUGCGUAAGGGUGAGCCAUUGUCUAACUGGAAGCUAAUCAUUUGUGGAUUCUGUACAAUGAUAUGGAAUAAAGAGGUCCUUGGGACUCGGAUUGCCUACCUCGGCCAAAUUCAGGGAGAUUACAUAAGAUGGAUGAUUGCCAACCUAAUUCCAGUUUUCCAGUUGUUGCUGUCGGCUGCUCUCUCCAUAAGUGUUACUAGCUUGGCGUCGAGACGUUGGAUACUCCUGAAGAAUGUCGCUAAUACUGGAAAAGAGUAUUUAUAGCCAUGAAUGUAUCCUGGAAUCUCCUUGUUGAUCAGAUCCCCAUCGGGAGAGCUAUCCAAAAAUGGUUGUGCAAUCAAUAUAUAUACAGUGUAAUUUUUUAUAGCUUUUUUGUUAUUUUGAAGGCUAACCAGUGAGGUUCCUCCUACCAAUGUUCUUAUAAUCGCACAUGAUUUCUCUUGCCUUCAAACCCUGUUGGGUUGAGUUUCGAUGCAGAAUACACAUUGUAACAUUUAACUACUUACAGUGGUAUCGGUGUUCAAUAUAUAAAUUGGGAAGAUGUUGCAUUGCGGAU
Molecule: messenger RNA, 4326 nt
Organism: Amborella trichopoda
Lineage: Eukaryota; Viridiplantae; Streptophyta; Magnoliopsida; Amborellales; Amborellaceae
Source: RefSeq, a predicted model, not a curated record